Molecule: messenger RNA, 901 nt
Organism: Argiope bruennichi
Lineage: Eukaryota; Metazoa; Arthropoda; Arachnida; Araneae; Araneidae
Product: peptidyl-prolyl cis-trans isomerase B-like
Exons: 5
Coding region: 142-810 (222 amino acids)
Biological process (GO): protein folding; protein peptidyl-prolyl isomerization
Cellular component (GO): intracellular membrane-bounded organelle
Molecular function (GO): peptidyl-prolyl cis-trans isomerase activity
Source: RefSeq, a predicted model, not a curated record
UUGUCUGAAUAAAAACAUAUACGGAAUGUGAUUAUUACACGUAGAUUUUGGAUGUGAUUGUGUUGCUAUAUAUUCCACAACGAAAAGUUUUUUAAAUUAUUUGUUGACGUGGCGUCAAAUUAAGUUUUCGUUCUGUCAAUCAUGUCAUUAAAUAUGUUCCGAUUUACUUUUGUUAUUAUUUGUCUGUUUUUCUAUUUUUCAACCGGUUUUGCUCAAAGUGAAGAAAAAAAGCCUAAAGGCCCCAAAGUGACAGAUAUUGUAUAUUUUGACAUAACUAUUGGAGGUGAACCUGCUGGUCGAAUAGAAAUAGGUUUAUUUGGUAAAACAGUGCCUAAAACUGUUAAAAAUUUUGUUGAAUUAGCUACAAAGCAUCAAACUGAAGCAUCAUCUGGUGAUAAAUUGGUUGGAUAUAAAGGUUCCGUUUUUCACAGGGUUAUAAAAGACUUCAUGAUUCAAGGUGGUGACUUUACAAAAGGAGAUGGAACUGGAGGUCGUAGCAUAUAUGGUGACAGAUUUGCUGAUGAAAACUUCAAGCUUAAACAUUAUGGUGCUGGAUGGCUGUCUAUGGCAAAUGCUGGAAAGGAUACAAAUGGAUCACAAUUUUUUAUCACUACAACUAAAACUGCUUGGUUAGAUGGCCGUCAUGUUGUCUUUGGAAAAGUGUUGAAAGGGAUGGAUAUAGUAAGAAAAAUAGAGAGUUCUAAAACUAGUUCCAGUGAUAGACCUGAAAAAGAAGUUAAAAUAGCUGACAGUGGUACAUUACCUGUUGAGAAACCUUUUUCAGUUGCUAAAGAAGAUGCAACAGAAUGAUUGAUUGCAAUAACUUAAUUACUUAGCCUUAUGUUUAUGUACACACUACUUCAUAUUUUGUACUAGAAAUAAAGUAACUUUUGUAUAAAUA